CUUAAACUAUUGGCAAAAGAAAUUCAAACUUUUUUUUUUAUUGAAGUAGUAUUGAACUCUCUAAAAUAGAAUGAAGACAAUUGUCAGUGUUUUAACUCUUCUAUUUCUUGUUUUAUCAUGUGUGCCAGAUAUCAAGGCAAAAGCUUAUUUGGAAGAGAACUCUCAUUCUUUCAAUUCAGCAACAAGCCCUCAAAUUAACUUUAAAAUAGAUGAACUUCCACCAGAUGAACAUCUUGGAGUUUCCGCAGCUAAAAACAUACUUGGUUUCUGUCAAGAAUGUGCACAUCAUUGUUUGAGAAGAAAACGGAUUAUUGGUGAAUGUCGAAGAUUUGUUUGUCAUUGCUCUAGACAAGAAAUUGGUGUUGGAUUGUAAGAUUUUUUUCCAAAUACUUAUCAAUAAA
Molecule: messenger RNA, 401 nt
Organism: Camelina sativa (false flax)
Lineage: Eukaryota; Viridiplantae; Streptophyta; Magnoliopsida; Brassicales; Brassicaceae
Product: defensin-like protein 222
Source: RefSeq, a predicted model, not a curated record